Molecule: messenger RNA, 1290 nt
Organism: Dracunculus medinensis (Guinea worm)
Lineage: Eukaryota; Metazoa; Nematoda; Chromadorea; Rhabditida; Dracunculidae
Source: the annotation of a GenBank genome assembly
AUGUCACCAUUAUUGAUUAGAUUUACCGUUGCUGCUGUUCUUACUCAAAUUCAAGAUUAUUUUCAAAUUGGCGAUUCGAACGCGGGUUUAUUACAGACAAUCUUCAUUGUUUUUUAUAUGAUUUUUGCACCGUUAUUCGGUUACUUUGGUGAUCGUUAUAACAGGAAAAUGCUUAUGAUUAUUGGUUUGACGAUAUGGACUACAGCUGUAUUUACCUCAUCAUUAAUUCAUCAAAAACAGUUCUGGCUUUUUGUGCUUUGUCGAGGAAUAGUUGGCAUCGGUGAAGCUUCUUAUUCCACCAUAGCUCCAACUAUUAUUGCUGAUUUAUUUAUUGGCCAUCGACGAAGUACCGCUCUUAUGGUGUUUUAUUUUGCUAUACCCGUGGGAAGUGGGCUUGGUUUCAUAAUGGGUUCAAAUAUAUCUUUAUGGACUGGAUCAUGGCAGUGGGGUAUUCGGUUGACUCCUAUUAUUGGAAUUAUUUGCUUAUUGCUUCUAAUAAUCAUUUUGAACGAGCCUAUACGUGGCGCAGCUGAAAAUGCAAACCUAGAGGCGACUACAUUAUGCGAUGAUAUAAAAUAUCUUUUGACUAUUCGAACAUACAUAUUUUCUACAAUUGGUUCGACCUGUGUAGUUUCUGUAGCGGGUUGUUUAGCGUGGUGGACACCUACGUUGAUUCAACAUGCUUGGUCAAUGGAACAUGGAACCAGCGAAAUUUCCAGUGAUAUUAAAGCGAACAUAUCAUUGACAUUUGGAUUCAUCACGUGCGUUGCUGGAAUAAUCGGUGUUAUUGUAGGGUCAGCACUAUCGCAGGUCUGGCAAGAAGGAAUAAGUUGUUUGAAACCAAAUAAACUCGCUGAUCCACAUGUCUGCGCAAUUGGAGCAUUUAUGGGAGUACCGCUACUUUUUUUUGCUCUAACAUUUGCUGCACAUCAUAUUUUCUUUUGUUGGGUUUUCAUUUUUUGUGGUGUGAUGUGCUGCAGUUUUAACUGGGCCGUUAACAUGGAUAUUCUGAUGUAUAUAACUGUCGCUCAUCGUCGGGCUGUUGCAACUGCAAUGCAAACUUUAAUAUGUCAUUUGUUUGGUGACGCUUCUACACCUUACAUCGUUGGUCUUGUUUCUGAUACUCUUAGAGGGGAUGAUUCUUCGAUUGCUGCACAUUUUUAUGCAUUACAAAGAGCGUUAUACAUCCCCAAUUUUAUAUUGGUUGGUGGUGGAGCCAUGUAUUUAAUUUGCUCAUUGUAUUUACUUCGUGAUAAAGAGAAAGCAAUGGAAUCAGUGCAGAGUACUUAG